AUGAAAUCCCGUGAGACCACCCAAACACCAAACAAUGCAAAAGCACCAGCAGCAUACGAGCCGGACAAGACCGGCCCAAGCUACGGAUACCCGACAAGCACGAAUGGCCCUAUCACGCGAUCCUCUCUGUGCACCCCCGGCCCGGUAGUUGAACCAGCCAAGCCCAAUUGCGAUCCAUUUCAAGGGAAGAAGAAGAAAAUGAAGACGACCCAGUUGUAUACAUGGCUCCUCUGCGGCCUCGGCGGCGCUCUCGUCCACGGAGCCAGUAUCGGCCCCCGUGUCCCCGGGAUCAAGGAACACUACGGCGAGAACCCGAAUGCGAACCAGCUCUUUGCCGCGCCGCCGACCAACGGCCGGAUUAUCGACCGCACGGGCUGGGGCGUCACUUGCGACAGCUUCGCGGCCGGCAACGAGUGCUGGAAGGCCAUUGACGGCGACAACACCACGUUCUGGCACACGGCGUGGUCCGGCUCGGCACCGCCACCGCCGCACACCAUCACCCUCGACAUGGGAUCGACAUACAACGUCAACGGCCUGUCGGUGCUGCCGCGGCAGGACGGCAACCAGAAUGGCUGGAUCGCGCGCCACGAGAUCGCCGUCAGCACCGACAACACCAACUGGGAGGUGGUCGCCUUCGGCCACUGGCCAAAGGACGCGCUGCCCAAGUACGCCAACUUUGAGACGCGAAAGGUUCGCUACGCGCGCGUCCGCGCACUGACCGAGGUCGCCGGCAACCCGUGGACGAGCAUCACCGACCUGCAGGUGUUUGCCGCCGGCGCGGACCCGGCGCCGUACGCCGGCCUCGGGAAAUGGGGCCCGACAAUCAACUUUCCCACCGUGCCCGUCGCCGGCAUGGUGGACCCGCUGACGAGCAAGAUCACCAUCUGGUCGGCGUACGCGUACAACAACUAUUACGGCUCCAGCUGGGACCGCGUCUUCACCUCCAUCUGGGACCCGGCCACCAACGACGUGCAGCCCAAGGUGGUGGACAACACGGACCACGACAUGUUCUGCCCGGGCAUCUCCAUCGACGGCCGCGGCCAGGUCAUUGUCACCGGCGGCAACUCCAAGUCCAAGACGACGCUGUACGACUUCCCCUCGCAGCAGUGGAUCGCCGGCCCGGACAUGAAGAUCCCGCGCGGGUACCAGUCGUCGGCGACGUGCUCCGACGGGCGCGUCUUCACCAUUGGCGGCUCCUGGAGCGGCGGCGAGGUCGAGCCCAAGGACGGCGAGAUCUACGACCCGCAGGCCAAGACGUGGACCAUGCUGCCCGGCGCCAAGGUCGCCAACCUGCUCACGCAGGACGCCCAGGGCGUGUACCGCUCCGACAACCACGCCUGGCUCUUUGGCUGGAAGGACGGCUCCGUGUUCCAGGCGGGGCCCAGCACGGCCAUGAACUGGUACACGACGGCGGGCACGGGCGCCGUGUCGGCGGCCGGCAAGCGCACGACGGCCGGGCGCGGCGACGACCCGGACUCGAUGUGCGGCAUCGCCGUCAUGUACGACGCGACGCAGGGCAAGAUCCUGACGGCGGGCGGCUCGCCGUCGUACCAGAACAGCGACGCGCACACCAACGCGCACAUCAUCACGCUCGCCGGCGCCGGCCAGAAGCCGACGGUCAAGUUUGCGAGCACCGGCAUGCGCUUCCCGCGCGCCUUUGGCACCGCCACCGUGCUGCCCGACGGCCAGACCUUCAUCACCGGCGGCCAGGCGUACGCCAUCCCGUUCGAGGACUCCACCUCGCAGCUGACGCCCGAGAUGUACGACCCGGCCCGCGACACCUUCACCGCCAUGGCGCCCAACUCCAUCCCCCGCAACUACCACAGCAUCUCGCUGCUCAUGCCCGACGCCCGCGUCUUCAACGCCGGCGGCGGGCUGUGCGGCGACUGCGCCACGAACCACUUUGACGGCCAGAUCUACACGCCCAGCUACCUGCUCAAGGCCGACGGGUCGCCCGCGGCGCGCCCGGCCAUCGCCUCGGCCACCUUCAGCUACGGGCGGCUCAUUAUUGGCACCGACGGCGCCGUGGCGUCGGCCGCGCUCAUGCGGGUCGGCACGUCGACGCACACCAUCAACACGGACCAGCGCCGCGUGCCGCUGACGCUCAAGCGCCUCUCCGACACAAAGUACUCGGCCGUCGUGCCGUCGGACCCGGGUAUCUUGCUUCCGGGCUACUGGAUGCUGUUUGUCAUGAACAGCAACGGCGUGCCGAGCGUCGCCAAGAUUAUUAACCUUUUGAAGUAG
Cordyceps militaris CM01 is the source of this 2244-nucleotide messenger RNA. Its product is annotated as galactose oxidase precursor. NCBI's taxonomy places the organism in Eukaryota, Fungi, Ascomycota, Sordariomycetes, Hypocreales, Cordycipitaceae. Gene Ontology annotation, molecular function: protein binding. The record is from RefSeq and is a predicted model, not a curated record. The transcript is spliced from 2 exons. The coding region runs from base 1 to 2244 and encodes 747 amino acids.